AUGCAGUCAAUCGCACUACCCGCACUGCGCCUCGCCGCCACGCGCCGCACCCCUCGCCUCGCCCUCGCUCCAACCGGCACCCCGAUCGCCCAGAUCGACCGCCGCCUGCGCAUCACCUUCACCUGCACCGCCUCGCUCCCCUCACCCACCCCAGGCGCCGACCCGACCCCGUGCGGCCACCGCAGCUCGCACGAGUUCAGCAAGCGCAGCUACGACAAGGGCGUCGUCAUCGUACAGUGCCCGGGCUGCAACAACCGCCACCUCAUCGCCGACCACCUGCACUGGUUCCACUCGACGCCCUCGCCCGCUCACCCGACCGGCCUCCCCUUCGACCCCUCGCGCCCCAAGCGGGCCCGCACCGUCGAGGACCUCUUGCGCGAAAAGGGCGAACAGGUCCAGUGGGGCGCUCCGGCCGGCGAGGGCGGGCAGCUGAGGUGGCGCGUCAGCGAGAGGACCGAAGACGACGGCGGCACGACGGUCGAGGUCAAGCCCGUCGACGAGGGCGACGCCGACACGGGCGUCACGCUCGGCAGGCAGGACUAG
This is a messenger RNA of Rhodotorula graminis WP1, 543 nucleotides long. RefSeq lists its product as uncharacterized. Lineage: Eukaryota; Fungi; Basidiomycota; Microbotryomycetes; Sporidiobolales; Sporidiobolaceae. The record is from RefSeq and is a predicted model, not a curated record. Gene Ontology annotation, biological process: protein import into mitochondrial matrix; protein folding; protein stabilization. Gene Ontology annotation, cellular component: mitochondrion. The transcript has 3 exons. The coding region runs from base 1 to 543 and encodes 180 amino acids. Gene Ontology annotation, molecular function: protein-folding chaperone binding; zinc ion binding.